Molecule: messenger RNA, 535 nt
Organism: Aplysia californica (California sea hare)
Lineage: Eukaryota; Metazoa; Mollusca; Gastropoda; Aplysiida; Aplysiidae
Product: vacuolar protein sorting-associated protein 41 homolog
Biological process (GO): endosomal vesicle fusion; vesicle-mediated transport; cellular response to starvation
Cellular component (GO): HOPS complex; late endosome
Molecular function (GO): protein binding
Source: RefSeq, a predicted model, not a curated record
CUCUCUUUGAGGGAUGGUUGUCGGAAAAUUCUGGUGGCUGACAGUUUCAACUUGAUGGAACGCCUGGUGAAAACACAAAGAAGAGGUGUCUUUGUGGAUGGAAGCCAGCUGUGCACUGUAUGCAACCAGAGGCUGACAGUUAAUGACCUCAGAUACGCCAGCAACCUGAUAGUGUUCCACUGCCGUCAUGCAUUCCAUGAAGACUGCCUGCCUGCCUUUGUUACAAACUGUAUCAUCUGCAGCUCUGUGAAGAAAGACAGAAGGCCUGGGUCAAGAGAGCACUUUUUGAAAUAACUUUCUGCUGUUUUGUACAGCUCGUUGUUUCCAUGAGCUGUAAUGUUCAAUAACCGGAUCACUAAAUUGGUUUCUGUUUUCUGAUAAAAGUGCUUUUUAUUUGUUUUUAUUUAACUUUUCGUAAUCUUUGUUUUUUACAUAACAUUUGAUUGGGGGAAUAAUUUAAUAUUGCUUUUCAGUGUCAAACCCCUAUUGUUUCCCUUUUAUUUUCUGUCACAACUACAAUAUAUUUGAUAAUUGC